AUGCAAAAAUGGGAUUUGUUAAAAAGCCGAAAUAAAGGCAUUGAAGCAGUUCUUGAGACAAGAGCAUUGAAGGAUGUGGAAGACAAUCGGUUGAGGCUUAAGGCUUCAAUAGAGAGUGUGAGAUUGUUAGCCAAACAAAUAGCUCCUUUUAGAGGCCAUGAUGAAUCUAAAAGCUCCUUAAACCAAGGAUAUUUUCUUGAAGUUCUAAAUUCUUUUACAAGAAUGAGUGUCGAUGUUGAGAGAGUUGUGUUGAAUGUUCCUGGUAAUACUAAGUAUACUAGUCCAACAAUACAGAAACAAAUAUUAAAUAUCAUUGGUCAUAGAGUAAGGACCAAGAUACAUGAAAAAGUUGACAUUUCCAAGUAUUGUAUUCUUGUUGAUAAAGCAAAAGAUGUUUCUGGUCAGGAACAUAUGACAAUUAUUUUGCGAUUUGUUGAUUCCCAAGGCUUGAUUCGAGAACGAUUUUUUAAGAUUGUGAGUGUUCUUGACACUACCUCACAAACUCUUAAAAAUGGAAUCUUAAAAGUACUUACAAUGUACGAUCUUCAAGUGAAAAACAUGAGAGGUCAAUGGUAUGACGGUGCUAGUAAUAUGAGAAGCAUUUAUAAUGGGUUGCAAGCUUUAUUUCUUGAAGAAUGUCCUUGUGCAUAUUUUGUACAUUGUUAUACUCACCGUUUGCAAUUGACAUUGAAUGUUACCGCUCAAGGGGUACAUGAGAUUUGGCAAUUUUUUAUAACCUUGAGUUUAAUUGUGAAUUUUGUUGAUGCUUCUGCUAAGCGGCAUUCGACAUUGAUAGUUAUGAGAAAGGAGGAAAUUACAGAAUUGGUAGCUUGUGGGGAGCUUCAAACAGGCAGUGGUGCUAAUCAGAUUUGUACUUUACAACGAGCAGUUAAAAAGACUCUUAAUGUGAUGAUUGAUCAAAGAGUAGAAGGAGAAGCUGAAGCUAUUCUUAAAGCUUUAAGGUCUUUCGAUUUUGUGUUAUGUUUGCUUCUUAUGAACAAAAAUGACAAAGUCACUCCUUCAAGAGAUGAAGAAUGGGAUGGUUUGCUAAAAGAUGUGACAUCAAUUUGUGAAAUACAUGAGCUUGAUAUGCCUGAUUUGAGUGCUCGUUACAAAUCUAGAACUGGUCGUGAUUGUCAACAAAAUGAUUUCAUUUCAGUUGAGCAUCAUUACCGUGUAAGUUUGUUCAAUUUUUUGAUUGAUUAUCAGUUGAGUGAGUUGAACAGAAGAUACUCAGAUCAGGCAUCAGAACUACUUACACUUAGUUCAACCUUAGAUUCUCGUGGCAGGAGUUUUAAAACUGAAGAUGUUUGCAAUCUUGCAAAGAAGUUUUAUCCUGUUGAUUUUGAUGAUGGUGAAAUGUGUAGUCUACAAUUAGAGUGUGCAUAUUAUGAGAUGGAUAUGCAUAAUGAUCUGCAAUUCAAGAAGUUGGAAUCCAUUGCUGAGUUGUCCCACACCUUGGCUCAAACAAGGAAAUCUGAAUUUUACCUUAUGCUUUACAGAUUAAUUUGUUUAGUUUUGAAUAUUCAUGUGUCUUCGACAACCACUGAAAAGACAUUCUCAGGUAUGAAUAUCAUUAAGAAUAGACUUAGAAAUAAGAUGGAGGAUGAGUUUCUUGAUGAUUGUAUGUUGCUCUACGGUGAGAAGGAGUAUACUGAUUCUAUUGACAAUUAG
Argentina anserina (silverweed cinquefoil) is the source of this 1674-nucleotide messenger RNA. RefSeq lists its product as uncharacterized. Gene Ontology annotation, molecular function: protein dimerization activity. Bases 1 to 1674 code for a protein of 557 amino acids. Lineage: Eukaryota; Viridiplantae; Streptophyta; Magnoliopsida; Rosales; Rosaceae. The record is from RefSeq and is a predicted model, not a curated record. The transcript is spliced from 3 exons.